AUGAGCUCUGUGCUCACCCAGUUUCAAAUCAUGGCCAAUAACUCCAGUAAAAGAGAAAUUUCACCAACUUCUAAGCUAAAUAAAAGGUCCAAAUGUGUAACCCUUAUUACUGACGACUUAUUAUCUGACAAUGUCGAACCUUUAACUACUAAACAAUAUGCGUAUUGUACACAAAUGACACUAUCAUCACCAGUUUCUCCAUGUUACAACCCCUCUAUCUCUACGUGCAGUAUGCCAACGGUAAGACUGGUUGACAUACAAGACACUAUACCUACGUGCAUCGAAAAGUCAGCACAGUCUACCAGACAGUAUGUGCUACCAAGGCCUGAAUAUAAAAUUUCAAAAACUAAAGAGUCCAAUGGUCCACCUCAUACACACCAAAAUACUGAUAGAUAUAGUAAUGACAUCCGACAGCUACAAAACUCUCUAUCCGAAAUUAACGGCAAACUUGAGCAAUUAGCACCCCUCACUCAUAUAUGGGGCCUUGAUACAGACAGAAAUCUUGAGCAACUCACUAAAGCUGAGUGUAUUUUGGAGUUUGUGGCUGAAGAAGUGACGAAGAGAGUGAUGUCCUCCUUCAAUGCAGUUGUGUAUAACCUCCCCGACCGCACACACCCAUCUAAGUUAAGGGAUAUUUGCCUUAGAGCAUGCGGUAUGCCGAACGUUAACUGCAAAGUCAUCCGCCUUAGAAAAAAGUCAGACAGAUCGACUUGCCCCCUUUUGUUUAUGUUUGGCUGUUGUAACGAUGCUAAGCAGUUUAUUGAUUUGAGCAAAAAUAUUAGCUCACUAAUUCCAUACAAGAAUAUAAAAGUCACUCCAGACCUUACGCCCUGUCAACGUCGUGUAAGAAGACGCGAAGCGAUAGAAUUGAAUGGGAGUGUUACAGUUAAUAAUCAGCCAGAGACAGUUUGCAACACAGCAAAUAGUUUAAAACACACGAACAAUAAGCAUGACACCACUCCACAUACGGCUGAUCACUCUGUUGAUCUAGAUGAGUCUACAGAUCAGAAACCUUUGGAUAAGAUACGGACCCCAACUGACACCAAAAACCAUAACGACAUGACUAAUCCCAGCUGUUCGUUCAGUAAUGUACUAAAAUGUGAGUCGUGUAACAACACACAUCCAACUAAACCUAUACACUUGAAAAUUUGUCCUCCUAAAGAUAUUCCACAAGUAGACUUGAAUGAACGUAAGUUCAUCUCACAGAGACAACGAAAGACUCCAGCUCUGAAAAUAAAGGGUGGGAAGACAAAACUCAUGAUACCGAAUAGGGAAACACGUAAGAUUGAACCCAACUGCUCUAUAGGUAUCCCAAGAACAGUGAACAGGUUCUCCCCGCUGCUAUCGUAUAACUUGCCUUCAACACCUCCAAGUUGCAAAAAGGGUGGUGGGCUUCAACGUAGCAAGCCUUCUUACACGCAGACUAACGAAAACUACCAGAGAACUGGCCACCCAAAUCACCCCCUGAAGCCUAAAACCAUAAAUAAGAAUGGUAAUAAUAGGUUUCUCACUCCACACCCUACCUACAUUCCCCAGGAUCGCAACUGUAAUUACUCUCAAAAGAAAACUUCUCAUACCCUUUAG
Molecule: messenger RNA, 1584 nt
Organism: Schistosoma mattheei
Lineage: Eukaryota; Metazoa; Platyhelminthes; Trematoda; Strigeidida; Schistosomatidae
Source: the annotation of a GenBank genome assembly